This is a messenger RNA of Diaporthe batatas, 3922 nucleotides long. RefSeq lists its product as uncharacterized. NCBI's taxonomy places the organism in Eukaryota, Fungi, Ascomycota, Sordariomycetes, Diaporthales, Diaporthaceae. Bases 544 to 3261 code for a protein of 905 amino acids. Gene Ontology annotation, molecular function: DNA binding. The record is from RefSeq and is a predicted model, not a curated record. Gene Ontology annotation, cellular component: nucleus. The transcript has a single exon.
GCCCCACCCUGCCCUGGCCAUGCUGCAGAGCACCACCUGAAGUCCACCCCUGCUCAGCCCCAGCAUGCCCCAGGCAUCCUUGGACUGCGAGCACCCACCCGACUGGCCUGCGAUUCCACCUCGUCUCCUCUUGUCCUGUCUUCCCUGCCACCAACAGGCACAUCGGCGACAGCCCUGGAGCCAAGCCAUCUUGACUCCCUCUCCUCCCCGAGAUCACCUCACCUCGACAAGAGUCGCCCGCCUUCCACACUCCCGACAAAGACCGGUAGCCAGCAGGGAACCGCCGCCGACGGCCAUCCGCCUAGCCCUCGCCUCCUGCCAUUUGCCUCGUGCACAAGACUCGGCACCACUGGGACGUCAAGGUUUACAGCUCUCCCGUUCCCCCUCCCUCACUGCUACCACGAGACUUUCGGCGUCGCGGUCGACCACAAGACGAGCCCAACGCCCAACACCCACGCCCCGCCUAGAGCCUGAGGCUCGCGGCCACCACCCCGUCGCAGCGGUUGCCAGUCAGCCAUCCACUCCCAAUGUGAAACCUGGACCAUGUCUUCCAGAGAUCGCGACGUCGACGCCGACGACGUGCCCAGGGAAAAGCGAUCCUCGAGAACCAAGGGCGACAGGGAUAGAACAAGGGACAAGGACCGCGAUAGGGAAUCUAGACGGCACCACAAGUCCCACAGAUCCUCCAAUCCUGUCAUCGCCACAGGCUCCUAUGUGUCCCAGUCCGGCUCCGCUCGACGACACAAACUCAGGGACGCUUCCUCAUCCAAGAGCCGCCUCGAAGAGCCCCUCGACGAGAACUCCUCAAUGACUGACCUUGUGCCCGAGCUGAACCGUAGCAGGGACAGGGUCCACAUACCGUAUCCCACUUUCAGCAAAGCCCACAGCAAGGAGUCUGUGGCCAGCAAGGAUGACCUCACCACCAGCUCCGCCGCCGGUCGGGGCACCGGCACCGGCACCGGCACAGAUCCCCUGACACCAGAGACGACGGACCUUGGCACAGCCGAGGACAUCAAGCGGUCCAAGUCGGCAGACUUCGGUUCCAAGAGGAAGCUGUCACGCAAGGCCGACCGCCCUCCGAGCCCGCCAGACACCAACCUGUCCGAGGAGAAGAAGGGGUCGACGCCCUCUGUCAGGCUGAAGGAGGCAGAGGAUAGACCACGAUCGAGGACGUCGCAUGCCUCUAGGUCAACCUUCAAGACAGACGAGACGUCCAAGCUCUCUAGGAAGUCCAAGUCUUCCAGCCAGGCCACCUUCGUCAGGCCAUCAGCAUCUAAGGCUGCCUAUGCCGACACAGACAACGCGGCGGACAGCGAACGUGACCCACGAUCGGCAGCUACAUCGGUCACAACCAAGAGAUCAGUCUCCGGCAAUACGCUCAGGCCGCCCGGGCCCGAUCCGAUCGAUGUUAUCGACGAUUCUCCGGAGUCUGCUCAGGAGUCCUCUUCGCCAAAGACGCCAACAAACACAACCCCUCAGUUCCCUCCGCCCCCCAUGUUCCACGACGACAAGCACGGCAUACCGUAUCACAUGCGCUUUGAACGUCCUCAACAAGUGCCCACACCCGCCACGGACUUCACAGACUUGAGCAACGCACAGGACGCGCCUCCGCCUCCGCCUCCUCCCCCACCGCCAUUGAAUAUCCAAGAAGCCCCCAAGGUCGACUAUCUCAUGCAGAACGGCGGUCUCACGAAUGUUGUGCCCAAGAACUUUCUGGCCGUAUUGCCCAGGCAGAAUGGAACUCGGCCUUCAAACCCUCCCCUGCGCGGUGCGGAGACGCUAUUUGCGCCGUUCUUCAACCUUCUAGAUCAGUACCAAGAAGUUUUAACCAACCGCGGCUCCAUAGCUGUGGCUACUGGUCACCGAACCGUGGCAAGGAGGCUUCUUGACCGGCUCGAGGACGUCUUCAACAGGGAUCUGCCAGAGGAAGGAUGCAGCUGCAUAAUGUGCGAGAAAGACGGAGAGAAGCAUCGUGGUCUUGGUUGGGGAGAGGUCCUAGAAAGGGUCAGUGGACGUGUGGAGAUACCAUCUUGGCCGCCGUUUGAUAUAGGGACUCUGGGGGUCAAGGCACCUGAGGCUGCACCGAGCGAGCCCCCGCGACCGUCGUCACCAGUCAAGAUCGACCCAGACAUUGCAGAGGAGUUCAGAGAGCAUUACCUCCGUCAAUCCAAGAAGGUCAAGGCCGCUGUAGAUAGGUGGCUUACGAACUGUGCCGAGGCACCCGCACCUCCGCCUCAGGAUGUCGACGACGAGACCCUCACUUUCGCCAUCCUCACGGCACUGGACCAAGAGGACCGACCGUACUUCAACGCCCUUCUCACAGGGGCGCGAGAGCUUCAGCCUGCGCUCCGCGCGCCAACGCCCAUGCGCAAGCCACGCGCAGAUCUCGUGAUCAAGUCCGGCCUCGCUUUGCAGCGACUCUACAGGCUGCCACAGGCCCCUCGCGAUGCCGAAACGGUGUGCUACCUCGUCAAGCACCCGCAGAUGCAUGACCUACUCAGCACGAUAUGCGACAUCAACCCCCCCGAAUGGGAGAUACUCAUAUCGGGACGUUUUGACGGCUUCCUUUGGUCGGGUGCAGAUGCUGACGACGACGAUGCCGCGACACCGACUGCGGGGCCGUCUCGGGGAGCGACGCCAAACUUCUUCCCUCAGCGCGGCCCUCCUUCUCGGGGAGCAACCAUGAGCCCUAAUAAUAUUGCCCGAUUCACGCCGGCGUUGGGCAUCGGCACGAGGAAUACCACCCCUUUCUCCAGAGGCACCACGCCUGCCUCUUUCGUAUCUGGCGCGAGUUCGGCGUAUCCGAAUAGACAAGCUGUGUCUAAUGAUGAAGAGUCCGAGAUCGCAGUGCUUGCCGAACUUGAGCGAGAGAUAUACGUGGGCAUGGAAGCCCUAGAGGACGCCUUCGAGACCUUGCACCAGCGCGCCGAGCUCGUCCGUACAGCCCUCCGUCAGCGCGGCGCAGGUCUAUCCAUGAGCUUGCAACAGCGCCGUGGCUACGGCCUAGCGUCGGAUGUCAACGGUGGGAUUCAAGUCCUCCCCCAGAGUGGUGGGUCUGUGCCAGGUAUGGACCGGCCACAGUGGGCAGAUGAGGAGAGCCUCGCGUCCGAGUCGACGGACGACUGGGGUAUCGACGCGGACUGGGAGCUGCGCCCCGAUGACUCGGCAAGUAAUAUUUCUAGUUCACGACAACGGAGACCGAAGAGAAGAGACGAGAGAAGGAGCACGCCUGCACCCAUCAGGGAGGAGGACGAGACAUAAUGAACAACAGUUAUUUUGGGCACAUGCACGCAGCAGUCUGAAGACAGCAGAAAGCCAAGUGUUUUAAGACUUCAGGUCAGAACAUAGCCUCACAUCUGAGCGAGCGAGCGAGCGAGGGCAUAAAUCGUAACGCGAUUUGCGGCGGAUACCAUUCAUGUAUAUUCCAUGUUUCUUCUUCUUCCUCGCAUCAGUAUUUGCGCGAACGCAUGGCAUUCGAAGCUAUCAGGGCUUCAUCUCUCUCCUUUGCACGCAGGCAAGUGGAGCAAAGCACUUGAGAGUUCCCAGUGCUCACGGGUGUGGAAGGAAACAAAAGUUACUCGGCUGUCGCGUCCCUGGGUCGUGCACGCAAGUUUGUGAAUUAAAAGGCUUUAUAUCCGGGCUCGGUACUGGAAAGCGAGCCUUGCACGCCACAUACUGCAUAUCAUUGGGAGUUAUUGGUAUUGGACAUGUAGCCGGUUCCGUCCUUUUGUCCUUCUAAUUGGCUUUCUCAUAACUUGUGAGAAGGGUUACGUGUUACUGGAUAGCUCUUCACGGCAAGGUAUUCCAAGCAAGUAAUUAUGUGGUUUCGCUUCUAUUCCGUAUACGUCCGAGGACAUACAUGGCGCCUUCAUAUGGUAGUAAGCGCUCAAGAAUUACUUCUUCUCUAAGUCGAGAAAUUGUG